Molecule: messenger RNA, 1436 nt
Organism: Exophiala viscosa
Lineage: Eukaryota; Fungi; Ascomycota; Eurotiomycetes; Chaetothyriales; Herpotrichiellaceae
Exons: 3
Coding region: 192-1412 (406 amino acids)
Source: RefSeq, a predicted model, not a curated record
AUUCCUUUCCAUCCUUGUCUUUUCGACUCAAGAGCUUCGUUCCAACCUUUUCCAUUCCUUUUACCUCUUGGCUUGACCGCGUUGACCGCGAAGUCCUUCGUUCCGCACACAGCAAAAAUUGCUUUUUUUCUUGAACCAGCAGAUACCUCUUCAGCAGUUUUUACGCAAAAUCAAUCAGACUCAAACCCAAAAUGAAGACGACACAGAUUAUGAUGUUGGCACUUGCUGCCCUAACAUCUACGGCUAUAGCCAAGGGCACGGGCGGUGCUGGUGGCAACACAGGCAACACUGGUGGUAAUGCCAACGCUGGAGGAAACACCAACACUGGGGGAAAUGCCAACACUGGAGGGGCUAACACUAGCUCUGCCUCUGCUGCCACAUCUUCUGGAACUUCUGCUUCUACCUCAUCUGGAUCUGGGGGUGGUAACGCCAACGAUCUUACCCUGCUUUCGGGCAACGUCCAGACCGGCAGCCAGUCUGUGGGCAACCUCAGCGUAGCUGGCACCUCACCUUCCGCCACUGACAACGCCAACUUCAUCAACUUCUGCAGUGGCAAGACCUUGACCAACGGUCUGCAAGUGACUGCCGGAUCCUGCAACGGCAUUGUCAUGGGUGAUAUCCCUUCCAACGAAAAUAUGAUCUCGUCCAUCGUUGUCUUCCCUGCACCAGCCCAGGACAUCGAUGCCAACACCCCUUUCAGCGUCACAGUUCAAACCCAAAACCUGGUCGCUGGCUCCUUCACCGACGCCACAAACACCUACUACUCUGCUCCUCAGGCUCUGCAAGGCGGCAACGUCGUCGGCCACACUCACGUCACCAUCCAGGAUCUGGGUAACAACUUGGCACCCAGCACUCCUCCCGACCCGAAGACCUUCGCUUUCUUCAAGGGUAUCAACGACGAUGGCAACGGUGCAGGCUUGCUCGCCGCCAACGUCACAGCUGGUCUUCCCGCCGGUUUCUACAGAGUCUGCACCAUGACCAGCUCUUCCAACCAUCAGCCCGUCCUCAUGCCUGUCGCUCAACGUGGUGCUCAGGAUGAUUGCCAGAAGUUCACAGUCGGGCAAGGAGGUUCAAGCAGCACCAGCUCAACAUCUACCUCUACUGGAGGUGGUAACGGAGGUGGUAACGCCAAGGCCGUUGCUGCCGGAGGAAACGCGGCCAGCGCUUCAUCUGCCGCUGCUGCCGCCACUGCUUCGAUCUCUACUACCACUAACUCAACGUCUACAGGUGGCAACACCGCUGCUCAGGGAGGCAACACUGCUGCUCAGGGAGGCAACACCGCUGCUCAGGGAGGUAACACUGGUGCACAAGGAGGCAAUACCGGUGCCCAAGGCGGUGGUGCCCAGGGAGGGAAAGGUGGUCGAGGACGAUACCACCGUGAACGAUUCGCUGCACGAGACAUCAUCGUGUAAGCUCUACGAGUACUUGAGAGACAG